AUGGGUGAAGUUAUAAAAUCAGAUAUCGAAGCUCUCACGGCAGCGUUUACCGCUGCCAUCAACACUAUGAACAAUCGGAUGGACCAGCAGAUUGGAGAAAUUCGUGGGUUGUUGGGAGAGAGAAACAACAACAACAACAACAACGAUCGAAAUAGAGGCAGGGAUGGAGGCCAGCGAGUUAGGACUCCACGUAGAGAGGUUGUUGUUCGUACUUCAGAAUCUGAGUCUGAAGAAGAGAUGGUGCAAUAUGAACCACAAGGACAAGCUGACCAAGAUUACAAAGUCAAGGCCGAAAUUCCUUUCUUUUCGGGCAACUUGGGUGUAGAAGAUUAUCUAGAUUGGCAGCUUCAGGUGGACAGGUUCUUUGAGAUCAUGGAAGUUCCUGAACACAAGCAGGUUAAGCAUGUUGCAUGGAGAUUGAAGAGUACUGCUGCAGUUUGGUGGGAUAAAUUGCAGAACACUCGAAAGAAACAAAGGAAGCAGGGUGUUAAAACAUGGCGAAGAAUGAAGCAGCUGAUGAUGGAGAGGUUCUUGCUGGACGAUUAUGAGCAGAUUUUGUACAGGUUGUAUAUUGAAUGUGUCCAGGGAACUAGGACAGUGGCUGAUUACACCGCUGAGUUCUUACACUACUCAGAGCAUAAUGAAUUAGGAGAAACUGAAGGCCAUAAGGUGGCUCGCUAUGUCAGUGGACUGAAGCCUUCCAUUCAGGAGAAAAUCGGGUUGCAAACUGUUCAUACUAUGGCAGAAGCUUCAAACCUAGCAUUUAAGGCAGAGUUGUUAGAGAAGCCUUCACGAGCUUCUUCUUUCCAGAGAUAUAACUACCAAAGGAGCACAGAUUUAGUAAACGCUUCAACUGACAAGGGUAAAACCACACUGCAGAAAACAGAAGGUGCUUUUAGGGCUUCCAAUCCUCCUUUUAAAGGGGUUGGCAGUUCUAGUGGUGCUCAAAAUAGAGCCCCGAAUCAGAGGUUUAAUAAUCCUUAUGCUAGACCUACAGGAGAUGUCUGUUAUCGAUGCAACAAACCUGGGCAUAGAUCUAAUGUGUGUCCAGACAGGAGACAAACUGCUCUUAUAGGUGAGUAUGAUGAAGAUGAAGAAGAAGGAGGAAGAGGUGACAAUUAUGAUGGGGCUGAGUUCGCGGAGGAGGAGUCUCUUGAAAAAGUUAAUAUUGUGUUGCAGCGGGUCUUAUUAUGUCCCAAAGAAGAUGGGCAGCGACGCAAUAUUUUCAGGUCAUUUUGUUCCGUCAAUAACAAGGUGUGCAACUUGAUUGUGGAUAAUGGGAGCUGCGAAAACUUUGUAGCCAAGAAACUGGUGGAAUACUUGCAGUUACCUACGCAGCCUCAUGAAGCACCUUAUUCCCUUGGCUGGGUCAAGAAAGGUCCACAAGUUCGAGUUACUGAUUCUUGCAAAGUACCGGUCUCCAUUGGCAAAGAUAAUGUGAUGAUGUUUAUGUGGGACGGCCAUAAAAUUGCUAUGGCUCCCGUGUGUCAAUUUGAAAAAUCUGGUGGAAAGAAAGGGGAGAGUUUCCUGACCCUGUCUAAUAGUGAAUUUGAGAUGGAGGAGGCCUUUAGAGAAACUGAAGUCUUCUGCCCAGUAGUGAUAAAGGGGUUGUUGGCUGCAGAAAAGGAAGAUGUGGUGAUCCCUAAAGAAGUGCAGAAGUUGUUGGUAGAUUUUGAAGAGUUGAUUUCAGAUGAGUUGCCCAACGAACUACCACCUAUGAGAGACAUCCAACAUCAGAUUGAUUUGGUUCCUGGAGCUAGUUUGCCAAAUCUACCACAUUACCGAAUGAGUCCCAAGGAGAAUGAGAUUUUGAGGGAGCAGAUUGAAAGACUUGUUGAAAAAGGGGUUCAUUCGUGA
This is a messenger RNA of Rosa rugosa (rugosa rose), 1857 nucleotides long. RefSeq lists its product as uncharacterized. Gene Ontology annotation, molecular function: zinc ion binding; nucleic acid binding. The coding region runs from base 1 to 1857 and encodes 618 amino acids. The record is from RefSeq and is a predicted model, not a curated record. The transcript is spliced from 2 exons. NCBI's taxonomy places the organism in Eukaryota, Viridiplantae, Streptophyta, Magnoliopsida, Rosales, Rosaceae.